AUGGGCCGCCGAUACCUCCGACCCACAGCACAACAACUGUCAACCCCACAACUACCACCCCCACCCCACAGCACAACAACUGUCAACCCCACAACUACCACCCCCGCCCCUGGGCCACCGAUACCCCCCACCCCACAGCACAGAGAACUGUCACCACGUCCAUCAUUCCUGUCCGAUGGGCCGCCGAUACCUCCGACCCACAGCACAAAAACUGUCAACCCCACAACUACCACCCCCACCCCACAGCACAACAACUGUCAACCCCACAACUACCCCCCCUCCCCCCCCCCCCCCCUGGGCCACCGAUACCCCCACCCCACAGCACAACAACUGUCAACCCCACAACUACAACCCCCGCCCCUGGGCCACCGAUACCCCCACCCCACAGCACAGAGAACUGUCAACCCCACACCUUCCAUCCCGAUCCCAUUGGCCACCGAUACCCCCAACCCCGUCCCUCCCACUCCCCAUACCAAGGACCCCUCACUCCCACGACCACACUAA
Haliotis rufescens (red abalone) is the source of this 504-nucleotide messenger RNA. Its product is annotated as vegetative cell wall protein gp1-like. The record is from RefSeq and is a predicted model, not a curated record. The transcript has a single exon. NCBI's taxonomy places the organism in Eukaryota, Metazoa, Mollusca, Gastropoda, Lepetellida, Haliotidae. Bases 1 to 504 code for a protein of 167 amino acids.